Messenger RNA from Ostertagia ostertagi, 822 nucleotides. NCBI's taxonomy places the organism in Eukaryota, Metazoa, Nematoda, Chromadorea, Rhabditida, Trichostrongylidae. The record is from the annotation of a GenBank genome assembly.
AUGGGUUCCUUCUCGCGGCAUUUGCACGAUGCUUUCUACAUGUACGCAUCCGCUGUCAGCAGAGCAGAUGAUCUGGAGCAAGAUGGUCGAAAAAACGCAAUGGCGAUGAAAAGAGCAAUGCAGGGCUCAUUCCAAGGGCUGACCGGACAAGUUGCACUCGAUUCUACUGGCACUAGAGUACCUCACUAUGUGGUCUACGGUGUCGACAAAGAUGGUGAGCAGUGGUCAUUCAUGAAGAUGACGUCUACUGACGAUGUCAACAUAAACGUCAGUCUUUUGUACACAGAUGAAGCUUCAGUUUGGGCGACGAGAGGAGGAAGGAGACCUCUCACCAGGCCUUUGUGUGGUUACACUGGGACUGAAUGCCCUCUGUCUUUCUGGGAUCAGUACCUUGUUUACAUUGUUGUUGGAGGAUCUCUAUUAUUUGUCGUGAUCAUAUCCUUGAUUUGCUUGGUAAUCUGCAUUGUGAGAGCGAAGAGGGUUGAGAUGGCAAGGCUGAACGCUGAAUGGCAAAUACCAUCUGUUACGCUUAUUUCCACAAAGAAGAUUGAUCGGCGAAGUCGACGAUCGCUCCAGUCCGGUCCAUCCACAACAACAGGGGAUAGCACGUUUGGUAGCGAUAAAAGCAAGUUUGAGGUGUUUGCCAUGGACAAGGAACUAGUGCUCGUUACCAAGCACCCUCCCUUGCAACUUACGUCUGCUGAGAAAACUCUGUUUGUUAAGGGACUUUACUUCCUACAUCGCUCAUUUGUUGGUGCGAUUGGCACUCUUGAGUUCAUCAACAUGCCUUGUCAACGAUGGCUGGCAAGUGAAAAUCACUGA